This is a messenger RNA of Pan troglodytes (chimpanzee), 3492 nucleotides long. It is a transcript of the gene EGFL7, whose product is annotated as EGF like domain multiple 7. Lineage: Eukaryota; Metazoa; Chordata; Mammalia; Primates; Hominidae. Bases 1557 to 3338 code for a protein of 593 amino acids. Gene Ontology annotation, molecular function: calcium ion binding; signaling receptor binding. The transcript has 9 exons. Gene Ontology annotation, biological process: anatomical structure development. Gene Ontology annotation, cellular component: extracellular region; cell surface. The record is from RefSeq and is a predicted model, not a curated record.
GCGCGACUCAGCGCCUCGGGGCCCAGCCUAUGCUGCCUGCUCCGCCCCCCGCGAACCCCGGAGCCAGCAGCGCGGCUGGGAGGGGGCGGCGGGCAGGUCCGUCUCGCUCCGCCUCUGCGCCCUCCCUCGUGGGCCCCGAGGUCCCCAGCCCUGCUCCCGCCGCGAGGGGUCCGCCAGUGCCUGCGGCGCAGCCAGGCCCCUCCCUCUGCGGACCCGGCCUCUCGCGGGUGGGGGCUGCGGGGCUGCUGCCGGGCAGGUGGGGAGGGAGCCCGUGGGCGCUGGGGGCACGGGGACCGGACUGCUGGUCCACCUGGAGCCGCCGCCCCCUCCCCGCCCGGCACCCCUGGGUCGAGGCUGUGGCCCCCCCCAGGGAAAUGGGGCUUGCAGCACCAGCUCGGAGAGCACCACGGGCUUCCUCUGGCCUCGGGAAAAGCAUGACUUUCAAAAAUUGAGUCUCCACUUAGCACCACUUCCUUUCCAGACGACUGUCAGGAAUUGUGGGGGGUGCUGUGCGAAUAUGUGUGGGGGGCAAUGAGGUCUGGGAGAUUCGCCUCCCCCCAGGCCCGCCCUGGCAUCCCCCUGCCCACAUCAAGCCGCCGGGCCGCUGCCCUACCUCUUCCUUCCCGGGUCCUACUCCCCAAUGUCCCCCGACUUCGAGUCUUGCCUUGAGGUCGCACCAGACCCAGCCCCUAACAGUGUCCUUCAUCCAGGGCCCAUCCCCAGAGUUAAUCUCCAGCCAGCUCUGCCCCCUGGACAAACUCCUGCCCAAAAACUGCUGUGAUGCCCCCCCUGGCCCAAGCUAAGUCCCCACCCCUCAGCUGCCCAGGGCAGCCUCUGCCUAGUUGGUGGCCUCUGCCCUGCCCUCCUCUCUCCAGCGCACAGGGGACAGGAGGCCCAGGAAGGACCCCCAGCCACACUCCCUGCUGGGACCGGGUGAUGCCUUGGCAGUGCCCGUGGGAAGCAGGUGUGGGAUUGUGCUCCACACCCAGUGGGGCUGGCCAGCAGCGACUGAGGACAGUGUGACUAUUUAUAGGACUGGCUGUCAGAGCUGAGGAGGGGCCUCAGAGACCCUAUUCUAGUGUGUGAGGAAACUGAAUCCCAGAGAAGGGACAGCCUUACCCCAGCCUCUGCCCCCACCCGAAGCCUGGCCUUUCCCUGCGGAGGGCCCUGCAGUGCCUCGGAAGGAACCCACCCAGCGUUUGGGAAGCACCCGUGAGAGGCCUUGGGUGGGACCCUGCAGCAUGGCAGGGGCUCGCCAGCUCUCCAGACCCCUGGCUGCGCAUAGGACAGAAGCCCAUUCCCGGCAUUGUCACAGACCAUUAAUUCUGGGCUCUCUCGUGCUCUCAGGAAGCCUCACCCGGGCCCCUGGCUCCUGCUGCACAGCCAGGAGGGGGUUGGAUUCCGGUUCCAGUGACACUGUCGGGGGCUGCUCCUCACCCCCAGGUGUGCACCUGGCACAGCCACUGUCCCAGGAUCCCUGGAGGCUGACUGCACACAUAUCCCAGCCUGGGAGGGACCCCCUCUAAAAUGAAGGCCGCCCCUCUGGUGGUCUUAGAAUGUGUGCACCCCCCGCACGGUUCCUGCUGGCUUGCAGCUGCUGGCCCACCCACUGGGGCCGGUUCCACACUCAGAUGAGAAAUCCAAUUCCAGAAGGGCUGAGGCCGGCAGGUCCCUGGUGGGGCUGGAUCCCAGCUCUGCCCACGAACACCCCGUUUGCACAGACUGGGGUGCAAACUCACCCCUGCCCUGCUGUGAGGAGGGCCCUGGAACCAGGCAGGACAGGAGAAACUGGGCCACCCGUAGCUGGAGCCAUCCUUCCCGGAGCCUCGGGCAGAUGCCCAGCAGGAUCCACUCGAUUCCUGCACCAAGAGCUCUGGACAGCGUCACCCCCCCUGUGGCCCCCAGGCUGUGGCCCCAGCUGUUUGUGCCUGGCCACCCAGAGGAGAAGGCCACCCCGCCUGGAGGCACAGGCCAUGAGGGGCUCUCAGGAGGUGCUGCUGAUGUGGCUUCUGGUGUUGGCAGUGGGCGGCACAGAGCACGCCUACCGGCCCGGCCGUAGGGUGUGUGCUGUCCGGGCUCACGGGGACCCUGUCUCCGAGUCGUUCGUGCAGCGUGUGUACCAGCCCUUCCUCACCACCUGCGACGGGCACCGGGCCUGCAGCACCUACCGAACCAUCUAUAGGACCGCCUACCGCCGCAGCCCUGGGCUGGCCCCUGCCAGGCCUCGCUACGCGUGCUGCCCCGGCUGGAAGAGGACCAGCGGGCUUCCCGGGGCCUGUGCAGCAGCAAUAUGCCAGCCGCCAUGCCGGAACGGAGGGAGCUGUGUCCAGCCUGGCCGCUGCCGCUGCCCUGCAGGAUGGCAGGGUGACACCUGCCAGUCAGAUGUGGAUGAAUGCAGUGCUAGGAGGGGCGGCUGUCCCCAGCGCUGCGUCAACACCGCCGGCAGUUACUGGUGCCAGUGUUGGGAGGGGCACAGCCUGUCUGCAGAUGGUACACUCUGCGUGCCCAAGGGAGGGCCCCCCAGGGUGGCCCCCAACCCGACAGGAGCGGACAGUGCAAUGAAGGAAGAAGUGCAGAGGCUGCAGUCCAGGGUGGACCUGCUAGAGGAGGUGAGGCGUUGGGGGGGGGCAGGUCCUCACGACAGCAGAGGCCCAGGCCCGGGUACAGGCUCCGUAGUCUCCUGGGACAUGGUCCCAACCCACGGAUGGCUAGGGGUGGUCUGGGAAGGUCCUGGCCCUGGGGAGGCGGCUUCCUCGCUGCUGACUGCCAAGGGGGCCCUGGCCUGGAUCCAUGCUGGGCAGAAGCAGCUGGACACUGACCAGGAAUCCCCAGGGCUGGAGGAACCAAGCUUGACAGCCCCCCAGACAAUACACAGAGCCUGGACCCAGACGAGACCUCCCACCCCCCACCAUCUUUGUCCCCACCAGGACAAAGAGCUCUUGCCAGUCUUCCCACUGGCCAGUGGUCCAGCUGUCCCCCAGUUCUGCUGCCAGGGACCCCAAGGCUGGGACCACCCCGCCAGCCUGACGCCCCAGGCACCCACUCUGCCGCAAGCUUUUCUGCCACGGCAGCCCCCUCUAGUGGACACUUGGAGCCCUGCCGCGGAGGCUGGGGCUGGAGGCUUGUGGAGCUCUUCCCAGGGGUUCUCCCUAGACCCCGGUGGAGCAGAAAGGGCGGGGGCCGGCCCAGGGUCACUGCCCUUCUGCACCCGCAGAAGCUGCAGCUGGUGCUGGCCCCACUGCACAGCCUGGCCUCGCAGGCACUGGAGCAUGGGCUCCCGGACCCCGGCAGCCUCCUGGUGCACUCCUUCCAGCAGCUGGGCCGCAUCGACUCCCUGAGCGAGCAGAUUUCCUUCCUGGAGGAGCAGCUGGGGUCCUGCUCCUGCAAGAAAGACUCGUGACUGCCCAGCGCCCCAGGCUGGGCUGAGCCCCUCACGCCGUCCUGCAGCCCCCAUGCCCCUGCCCAACAUGCUGGGGGUCCAGAAACCACCUC